CCCCUAAUUAGCCCCCUUCUCACGUUUCAACCCAAAGGCUCACCCGAACGCCUCUGCUCGGUCGCUCACCGCCGACUCGUGACACGCAGCGACGCCACAGUCGCGCAACCCUCGCCGACGCCGCCGCCGCCGCCGCCGCCGUUCCUCAGGAGAAUUGGUAGGAAUCGGUUUCCAUAGAGAGGUGACAGAAGCCCAAGAAGAAGAUGAGUACUUCAUCAGCACUUCGAGACCUACAGCGGGAUCUUGAGAACAAGGCUAACGACUUGAGCAAACUCCAGAAAGACAUUGCCAAGAAUCACCAAGUGAGGAAGAAGUACACUAUCCAGCUUGGGGAGAAUGAGCUCGUCCUUAAGGAGUUGGAUUUGCUUAAUGAAGACGCGAAUGUGUACAAGUUGAUUGGUCCUGUACUUGUCAAGCAGGAUUUGGCAGAGGCAAAUGCAAAUGUGCGCAAGAGAAUUGAUUAUAUCUCUGCUGAACUGAAGCGUCUUGAUGCGACUCUGCAGGAUCUGGAAGAGAAGCAGAACAGCAAGAGAGAUAUGAUCCUGAAGUUACAACAGAGGAUUCAAUCUCUGCAGGCGGGGAAAGCAAAGGCAUAAUCUGGACCUGGUAUAUGUUAAACCACCAGUGCGUGGUAAUCGUUACGUUUUUGCUCCAGUGCAGUUGUAUCUUUCUUCUUUCCCCAUUCUCCUGUCAGCGCAUGCUGAAUCUCUUCAAGCUAGUUGUCUUCUGUGGUGCAUCCAGUCACAUAUGUCAAGAUAUAUGCAACUUGUGAAAUGAUUUGUUGAGAAGUGCUCUGCUGAUAGUUAACAGAAAAAGUCUGAGUGGAGGUUUUGUCUUGAGUAUUUUUGCUCCAAUGUAGUUUUAUUUUUUCUCUCUAUUUCUCCCGUCA
This is a messenger RNA of Eucalyptus grandis, 889 nucleotides long. Its product is annotated as prefoldin subunit 6. The transcript has 6 exons. NCBI's taxonomy places the organism in Eukaryota, Viridiplantae, Streptophyta, Magnoliopsida, Myrtales, Myrtaceae. The record is from RefSeq and is a predicted model, not a curated record. The coding region runs from base 204 to 596 and encodes 130 amino acids. Gene Ontology annotation, cellular component: cytoplasm; prefoldin complex. Gene Ontology annotation, biological process: chaperone-mediated protein complex assembly; protein folding. Gene Ontology annotation, molecular function: protein-folding chaperone binding.